Molecule: messenger RNA, 3216 nt
Organism: Oryctolagus cuniculus (rabbit)
Lineage: Eukaryota; Metazoa; Chordata; Mammalia; Lagomorpha; Leporidae
Source: RefSeq, a predicted model, not a curated record
AACUGCACGUGAUAUAGUUCUUAUUCGUUUCUCAGCUUUCGCAUUUUUCUGUGCGGUCCGUGUUAAAACUUCUGCAUUGUGUGUAGCUCUUCAGGUUACAGUGUAACUGCCUUUUCCAGACCCCUGCAUGGCUGGGGACCUGGCGCGUUGUUGCAGAUGUUGUGCACACUCCAGCUUUACGUGGUUAAAUAUGGUGGGGAAAACGUAUGAGAAGCUCAUUUUGUUUUCCUUCCUCAGAAACCACAUGUCCUUCCUUUUUAAAAUUGAGUGGGUAAUUCCAGAAUUGAUUGGCCAUACCAUUGUUGCUGUAUUAAUGCUUAUUUCAUUGCACUGGUUCAUCUUCCUUCUCAACCUACCUGUUGCCACUUGGAAUAUAUAUCGUUUCAUUAUGGUGCCAAGUGGUAACAUGGGAGUGUUUGAUCCAACAGAAAUACACAAUCGAGGGCAACUGAAGUCACACAUGAAAGAAGCUAUGAUCAAGCUUGGUUUCCACUUGCUAUGUUUUUUUAUGUAUCUUUAUAGUAUGAUUUUAGCUUUGAUAAAUGACUGAAGUUGGAGAAGCCGUGGUUGAAGUCAACAGUGCACUGCUGAGGAGCCAGAGAUCAUCCUUAGAACCAUGACCAUAGCAGUAUAUAUUUUCAUCUUUGAACAAAAACUAUUUUUGCUGUAUUUUUACCAUAUAAAGUAUUUAAAAAACAUGAAUUGAGUUUUUGUAGAUUUCUGGUUCUCAACUUUAGCCUGAACCCUAAUACAUGGAGGUGUUUUUCAUCAUAUGUAUGUUGAAGAUGGUUAAAUGUAUGUAGACGAAACUGCCAUUCCAGCCUUGCAUGCCAAAGAAAUAAAAGACACACCCUACAGGGAAACCUUACUAGUGAGCAAACCUGCCUUUCAAGGCUACUGAAAAGUGAGAGUGUAAAAUAGCACUGUUAAUCUGAAGAAAGAAGCAAGUUAAUUACCCUUUUUUCCUAUAUUGUGGCAGCUUCCUAUGGCUUAAAGAUUUAUGGUACUGUCAGCUAGAAGUGUUUUCACAAGAGUGUUAACAGAGCAUGACAUUUCAAAAUAUAUAUUUUCUUGCAGAAUUUGUGAAAUCUUAUAAGCCAUUUGCCCAGGUACAGUGUAAUUCCUACUCAUAGACAGGAAAAAUAAAUUUAAAAAUAGGAUUUUAUCAAGAGCUUUAUAUAAAAGCCACUGCCUCCAUAAUCACCCCAAACCCGGUUGGUUUUGUAUUGUGAUUGUGCCAGUUGUAUUUGAUCUCUCUGAUAUAUAUUAUAGUGAGUUUGGAGAGGUGAUUUGGUAGACGAUCAGAUUAGAAGCAGGCAUAUCAAUCAGUCAUUGGGCCUGUUACUGUUCUGUAUGGUGCUGGAUUAAUUAUAAUUGUCUGUCCUGCACUGACUGCUUUGUGAAUUGGGGGACCUGAUAUAAGACCUUUCAUGGAUAUAUCAAUCAAUCAAUAUCCAACCCAACUCAGUUCCUUGGAACUAGCUGUAUUUAUAAACUUGCUGUUGAUGGGAGCAGUGAACCUCAGCUCUGCUUGCCAACUCCUGGGCAGUGUAAAGUGAACCUGGCAGUCUAUCCUCAGUGCUAGUUGGUGCUUUAAUGUUGCUAUCUUAAGCACUGGCUAGGUAAAACAUGACUGUUUCAUGGCAGAGUCCAAGUGGAUUAUUCAUUCUAGUCAUUCUAGUGUGAUAGAAUUGGCUGAGUAAGCAAGGUAUAUGGUCCCCAAAAGAUUAAAUGUUUUAUAUGUCCUUUGGGCCCUGGAUUAGUUCUGGUCUUGGCAGAUGCAACAGAACCGCUAAGCUCAAUUCCUUGUACAGAUAGACUACAUUUCAAGAAUGGGAGUAGUACCCUGGUGACACAUGGAAGGAAGAGUGAAAUGGUAGGCAAAGUAAACUUGGUUCUGUUGGCCUCUUUGGGGUCACAGAACUUGCUCCUUGUAGUAAUCUUGUAUCUCUGCCAUGCAAAAGGCUAACAAGCUGUAACACAGAAGCUAUUUUGCUUUCAUCUAUUUUUCUUACCUUUUCUGAGGCACCUCUGUUUGCCCAUUCAUUGUCUACCCACCCCCCCUCCCAGGGCCUCUGAAUGUUCUGUUCAAACUUUUAAAGCAAUGAAACCGUUGGAGAACUUCAGACUUUAGAACCGAGAGACAAACAACUACUUAAAGAAGCUCAAAGGUGGUGGUGGAGGUCUUUGACUAAAAUGUUUUAUCUUUUUAUUCAAGUUUUCUUAACAACCAAAAUGGAAACCCAUGUAAUUGCAAGAGCCUUUGAUCUGUUUACAUAUUGUCAGGCUUAAGUUGGUGAGGCUGAGCAAAUCAGAAAGGUGCCUUGUUUAUAACAAAGGGCAGGAGCUCUUCUGAAGCAUUAAAAUGUGGUUUAAAAAAAAACUUUCUUUGCUUGUAUUGCCUGUUUGUAUCAAAGCCAGGACAGUGGAGGGGUGUCGCUCAAGGUUUUUCUUUUUAUUUUAGGGGCUCUUCCUCAAAUGAAGAAAAGGAGGAAGAGGCACUGAAUUUUAAAAACUUUGUGGUAAAGAUGCCAAAAGGUUAAUUGUCUAUGCUUUUUAUUAACAGGAGAGUUGCAUGGGACCUUAAAGACUCCCUCAUCUUAAAAGUAGAGAAUUGAAGCCUAGAGAUUGCCUGAGGUUUUAGAACUAAGCUUUUUGGAAUCCUGAUGUUUAUUUAGUCCAGUAUUCUUUGUCCAUUGCCACUCUUCUUUCCUGUUCUACUAUGAAGAAGUGCCCAGGGCCUAGCCAGUCCAACUGUGUGCAUAUUUUAAAUCUAUGUGUAUGCCAUUUUCCCUUGCUAUUUUCCUUCCUUUCAUUGCUAGGAGGGGCCCUUGCUAAUCAUUGGAACAUAAGCUGAGAGUGCUGAGGAAGCAAGAUCCAAGGUGCAACUUAGUUUAUCAAUUCCUAGCAGGCCCUCUCAGUUGCAUUUUCAGGUUGCCAUACAGAUGAGAAUUGAGUAAGAGUCCAAAUAUGUUUCACCUGGCCUGUUCUUACCUUUAAGUUGAGAGCUAAGAAAGCUUCCUUUAGUACUUUAUCUUCUGUGGCACUUACCACUUUCUAACUGGUAUAUAGUUAUUUGUAUGUAGUUAAUCUCUCAUACUAGAUUGUACGCUCCUGGAGGGCAGAGUACACUCAUUCGUGUUUGUGUCUUCCUUCUGCUCCUGGCACCUAACACAGUGCCUUCCCCUCAGAAACAAUAAAUGUUGAACAAGUAAA